Molecule: messenger RNA, 1458 nt
Organism: Lactuca virosa
Lineage: Eukaryota; Viridiplantae; Streptophyta; Magnoliopsida; Asterales; Asteraceae
Source: the annotation of a GenBank genome assembly
AUGGAGGACAGAAAAGCUAAUAUCAUCGCUGUUUCAUCGAUCAUCUUCCUCAUCGUUGUCAUCAUUGUCGCCCGAGUAGUUCUAGAUCUACAAAGAUCGUUUUUUCUAAUCGUCGGCGCCGCCGUUGCUGGUAUUUUAGCAGUCAUUGCUUUCUACUUCAUCCGGCGACAUCUCCACCACAGACGAACGAUGAUGGAAACUAGACUCGCAUCUGAAGGAAAAGAACUCCGAAUCGAGUAUAGCUUUCUCCGGAAAGUAGCCGGACUUCCGACGAAGUUCAGGUAUAAAGAGCUUGAGGAAAUCACCGACAACUGGAAAUCUUUAAUCGGAAGAGGAGCUUCCGCUUUUGUGUUCAAAGGAAUCAUGAAAGACGGCACCGCCGUCGCCGUGAAAAGGAUCCAACAUGAAGAGGAGAGGGGAGAGAAGGAGUUCAGGUCGGAGAUCGCCGCCAUUGCCAGCGUUCAACAUGUAAAUCUUGUUCGUCUUUUUGGGUACUGCAUUCAUAAUAAUUUACGAUUUCUUGUUUAUGAGUUCAUCCCGAAUGGGUCUUUAGCCAAUUGGAUCUUUUCACGACCACGUUUAACGACGAGGGGAAACGAUAUCGGCGGAGGUUGCUUGUCGUGGGAUCUCCGAUCCGCGGUUGCACUCGACGUCGCGAAAGCUCUCGCCUACCUACACCAUGACUGCCGGUCAAGAGUCCUCCACCUCGACGUGAAGCCGGAGAACAUCCUCCUCGACGAAAACCACCGUGCCUAUGUUUCCGACUUCGGAUUAUCUAAGCUAAUGACACGAGAUCAGAGCAGAGUUUUGACGACAUUACGAGGAACAAAAGGGUACUUGGCGCCGGAAUGGUUGUUAGAGCUCGGAGUAACGGAGAAAUCAGACGUUUUCAGCUACGGAAUGGUGUUGUUAGAGCUCAUCGGCGGGAGAAGAAACGUGACGGUGAUAGACACCGGCGGCACCGGUGACCGUUCAAAGAGAAAGUUUCAGUAUUUUCCGAAGAUAGUGACGGAUAAGUUGAAAUCAGGGAGGUUGAUGGAGGUGGUGGAUCAACGGCUGAUGGAUCUCGGAGGGAUUGAUGAGAAGGAAGUGAGGAAAAUGGUGCACGUGGCGCUGUGGUGCAUACAAGAGAAGGUGAGGCGGCGGCCGACGAUGUUGGAGGUGGUGAAGUGGCUGGAAGGGCGAGUGGCGGUGGAGGAGCCGCCGGAGACCCAGAUGAUAGUCGUUGACCUUUUGUCGAUAGAUGAUGAAGAUGAUGAAGGUGAAGGGCAAAAUGGUAAUAAAAGGAAAAAGCCAAAGAUAAUAGCUAGAGCUGCCUCCCAAUUAAAUGGUUGCUUGACUACUAGUACCAAUUCUUUGCAAUCAAAAUCCUUUUCAACAAGAACACACAAACACGCACUGCUUCCAUUGGUGACUCCGUUCGACUAUCUGCAGGUUUUUUUCUUGGUUGCUGUAUAA